CAUAUCUCAGCUAAAUAUUGUCCAAUCCCAACAAACCAAUCAUCAAUUUAGAGCUAAAUUAUUUUAUUCUUAUGAUCUUGAAAACUCAUUUAAACUCCAGUGACCAAGUGUAGGAAGUCUAUAGGAAGUAUAUUUUCCAUAUUUUCCUAUUUCUGUGUCACCUUUGUUUUGUCAUUUGCAAUGCAAAGCGGCGUCAUUCGGGUUUUUGCAAGAGACAGAUUACCAUUGUAAAAAAAAAAGAGGCUGGACUUGUGUGUAAUGAAGUAAUAUUCAGUCUAUUUGCAUUCAGCUGAGUGUUUCAGCUGGUUUACCAAGCAAAGGUGUGGCGUUGGCUGUUCAUUACACACAUGCACACACACACAUACACAGAAAGAGUGACAGAGAGACGCAAACACAACCAGAAACCUUCUGUCCGUCAGCAGGUCAUAGUUGAGUUUCGACUGACAAAACUUCACACGAAACCAAAGGAUAAAGAUGAACAGAACGGAAAAGAUCUACGACAAUGUCUCUCAUGUCAACUAUGGUUUCCAUGAUGAGGAGCAGCGGCCACCUCCAUUUGCACCGUCUUCCAGAGUAUACCCGGCUUUAUCUCAGUACCCCGGUCCUCCAAACCCUCGGUAUCAACCUCAAAAUCCCCAUGUGCUUUCACCUUCAGAGAGAUUCUCACCUGCGCACAGCCUGCCUCACUACACACCUCAACCAGCACCCAUUAACACUCACCAUACAGUCACACCCACAGUCUACCUGGACACCAAUCCAGUCCACAAAGUUUCCAGGAGAAAAAAAUGGCCGUAUAUCGUGGGCACAGUCAUCACCCUGCUGGUCAUUGCUGGAGUCGUAGUUGCAGUGCUUUGGUUUUAUGGUGUGUUUGCAUGUUUGCAAGGACGGAUGUGUGAAGCAGAUAAGAAGUGUGUCAGUGUGUCGCUGUGGUGUGACGGUACGGUGGACUGUCCGUCAGGAGAAGAUGAAGCUCAAUGCUAUCGUCUGUACGGACCUAAUUUCCUCCUUCAGAAGUACUCAAAUGUGAGCGCUAAUUGGAAAAAUGUGUGUUCAGAUGGAUUUAAUAACAACCUGGCCAAGCAAGCCUGUGAGGAGAUCGGAUACAAGGACACAUAUUCGAGUUAUCUGGGGAUUUACUCACCAUCGCUUGACUACAUGUUGGUGAACAUUCUUUCUUUUCUUUCCAAUCUGAACAUGAGCACAUGUUUUGUUUGCAUUUGAUUUCUUUUUACCAUUAGAUUUUCU
Danio aesculapii is the source of this 1245-nucleotide messenger RNA. It is a transcript of the gene tmprss2, whose product is annotated as transmembrane serine protease 2. Gene Ontology annotation, molecular function: protein binding. The transcript has 7 exons. The record is from RefSeq and is a predicted model, not a curated record. NCBI's taxonomy places the organism in Eukaryota, Metazoa, Chordata, Actinopteri, Cypriniformes, Danionidae. The coding region runs from base 475 to 1221 and encodes 248 amino acids. Gene Ontology annotation, cellular component: membrane.